Molecule: messenger RNA, 2395 nt
Organism: Cannabis sativa
Lineage: Eukaryota; Viridiplantae; Streptophyta; Magnoliopsida; Rosales; Cannabaceae
Product: protein NRT1/ PTR FAMILY 5.5-like
Exons: 5
Coding region: 716-2350 (544 amino acids)
Biological process (GO): transmembrane transport
Cellular component (GO): membrane
Molecular function (GO): transmembrane transporter activity
Source: RefSeq, a predicted model, not a curated record
AAAGUUUAAUUUUAAAACUACAAUCAAAAUAGCACAACAUGUAAAUAAUACUAUAUGCUAAACCAAAAGCUCCGAAGAUUCUCUAGGACUCUGCAAAGGCUAAAAUCUCAAACAGACCGCCAUUCUAAAACCCUAUACCCAAAAUUUUCAGCUUGGGCUUUGGGCUCAUGAACCCUUUUUUCUUUUUUUAUAUAUGACUUUAAUUAUAAUCAGAAUCGAUUUGAAUUCUUUGAUGAGAACCCAGUGAGAUUUGUCCUUUAUGCAUGCAUAAUAUGAUUAUUCAUAUUGUACAAAAUAUUAUAUAUCUAAUAUAAAUGGGCUCUGAUUUUGUUCUAAAUUAAGAAUAUUUUUUCUUUAACCAAAAGAAGUUCAAAGGAAUCUGUUUUUUGCUUCUUUAAGUUAAAUUCUUUGCUUGCCCAACUAAAUAUAUGUCUCGUCCUUCUUUGAUAUAUAGCAGGAAAAAGGCUGCUUAUAUUCAUUUAAGAAGCAAAAUUAAAUAAGAUCCCAAACCACUUUAAAUACCAAGAUUUAUAUUAAUAUGUAUGUACGUAUAAAUUCAUAUGAUAUAUAUAGAUGUAUAGUGAUCUUUAUAUUAAUAGUAUUAGAGAUGAGCAAUGAAGGUUUUUUCAUCAGUCAACAAUGAGAUUGAUAUAUCAAAAACCCAGUUCAGUAGUUAAAAUCAAGUGAGAAGAAAACAUAUUUGUUAUUAUUGGGAAUGGCAUAUCUGAAAAUCACUGUGUUGGUAUGGGUGGAUAUACUGGCAAUAUAUGCAGUAUCGACAUUGAUAACAUACUUAACAGAUGUUUGGAAGAUUAAUUACACGCAUGCUGCAGCAAUUGUCAAUAUGUUUUGGGGCUUCACAGCCAUUAUGCCUUUCACCAUGCAAUACAUUGUUGAUACUUUCUUAGGCAAUUUUUCCAUGGUUUUUCUCUCCAAUUUUGCCUAUUCCAUUGGUUUAGGGUUUUUGUCAAUGUCAACACCACCAGUUCUAUCCAAGAUAGUAGGAAAUUGUGAUGAGUACAAGCCUAGCUGCAUUGGCAAAGAGCAAAAGAUUCUAUUUUAUACAGGACUUUCUCUACUAGCUUUAGGAGUCUCUGGUCAUUUAACCUCUUUACCCAAAUUCAUUGAAGAUCACAAAACUCGUGAUGGAAAUAAUGCAAAACUUUAUUUCUGUUGUGGUCUCUUUGCCAUUGUUCUAGUCCCUCUAAUUGGAGCCAUAUUAAUUCCCAUCAUAAAGUCAUGGUCAAUUAUAUUUGGCAUCACAACAAUAUGUUCAGUCUUGGCCACAAUUAUUUUCUUAACUGGAAUUACAACAUACCAACGUGACAAAGCAAGAGGAAGCCCCUUAACUAUUGUGUUUAGGGUUUUGAUUGCAUCUGCCUUUAAAUCAUUUCAAAAAUCUCCAGAAGAUGCCUCUCAAUUGUAUGAGCAUCAACAAAAUAAUGGCAUUAGUUACAAAAUAUCUCACACUCAUCGCCUCAGGUGCCUAGACAAGGCUGCUAUUGUGUUACCAAACCAAUCACAACACAAUGUUAAUAUGUGGAGAGUUUGUAGUGUAACUGAAGUAGAAGAAACCAAGACCAUCAUAUGCAUGAUUCCAAUGUGCACCACUUUCUUUCUUCUUGGAGUUGUGUCUUCAAUUGGGAAUACCUACUUUCUUGAACAAGCCAACCACAUGAAUCAAAAAAUUGGUAAUAUAAGUGUUCCACUUACUACACUUGUAUUUUUUCGCGAUCAUGCGAAAGCACAAUUCGGGAAAUGUUAUGUGAGAAUAGCUUCGAGUUAUGGAUCAUCGUCGAAUAUUAGGUAUUCAGCCAGAAUUGGAAUCGCUGUGUCGAUGAUAUUUGCAGUGAAUUGUUGUAUAACGGCUGCGAAAGUUGAAAACAAAAGGCUUGAUGUGGUGAACAAUCAUGGGUUGCUCUACAAGCCUAAAGAUAAGAUUCCAAUGAGCAUGUUUUGGUUGUUACCGCAAUUUCUUCUUCUUGGAGGACUUGAUGGGAUUUCGAAGAAAAGUAUUGAACUUUUUGUUACUAAUCAAGGGCCUGCUUCUAUGGAUAGGUACAUGACUCAUUUUGCUAUGGCUGUGUUUGGAGUGGGAACUAUGGGAAGUGUUGUAUCGGUUUGUUUAGUUGAUAAGAUUAGCUCAAUAGGAGAAAGUCAUAAUAGUUGGUUCCAAGACACCUUGAAUAGGAGUCGUUUGGAUAAGUAUUAUUGGGUUUUGGCUACUUUGAGUGCUGCCAAUUUUGUUUUGUACAUUUUAUUAGCUGUUUUGUAUGAUAGUAAAUAUUUAAGAACUGAUGAGCAACAAAUGUCCAAGUCUAACCAAAGUAUGGAAUAUGGAGAUGAUUGAUAAAUCAACAUUUGGUUGUCAUAGAUUUUUUUUUUUUUUGGAAAA